AUGAAGAGCAGCAAACCAGUACAUCUGCGCGAAGUCUGGGCAGACAACCUCGUAUAUGAGUUUUUUCUAAUCAAGGAAGAGAUCUUUCGCUUCCCCUUGGUUGCUUUGGACACAGAAUUCCCUGGUACUAUCUUUCAAUUAAAUCGUGACAAGAGUUCGCUGUCUCAUGCCACUCCCUAUGAAAACUACUGUCUCAUGAAGUGGAAUUUUAAUUUCCGGGAUUUCAAUAUCAAGCACGAUCAUCACAAUGAAGAGUCUAUUGGGUUGCUUGAACGACAAGGUAUUGAUUUGAAGAAGAACAGAGAGAAGGGUAUUGAUUCCUCAGAUUUUGGAAGGCUGUUUUUGAGUUCUGGACUUAUUUCCAAUAAUUCUUCAAUAACUUGGAUUACUUUUCAUGGUGCUUAUGAUUUUGGAUUCUUGAUCAAGAUUUUAACUAAACGAGAGUUGCCCAGUGAUAUGCGGUCUUUUUUGGGGAUGAUAAUGUUUUUCUUUGGGGUUCAAGUUUAUGAUACAAAAUUCAUGAUGGGAUGCAUUAGUGGCUUGCACGGUGGAUUGGAGAGGGUGGCUAUGUUACUCGGUGUUGAACGAAUAACGGGAAGAAGGCACCAGGCAGGAUCUGAUAGCUUGUUAACUCUUCAAACAUUCGUGAGAUUUAAGGAGUCGUGUGCUAAAAUUGAUCUCGAGAAAUUGAAUGGCUAUGAGGGAAUGAUGUUUGGACUGUGUGAAGGCUGGUUAGGGUUCACUUACGCACCUGAUACAUUCAUGGGCAGUACUCUAGUUUGA
Messenger RNA from Populus euphratica (Euphrates poplar), 783 nucleotides. Its product is annotated as probable CCR4-associated factor 1 homolog 11. The record is from RefSeq and is a predicted model, not a curated record. Gene Ontology annotation, molecular function: poly(A)-specific ribonuclease activity; nucleic acid binding. NCBI's taxonomy places the organism in Eukaryota, Viridiplantae, Streptophyta, Magnoliopsida, Malpighiales, Salicaceae. The coding region runs from base 1 to 783 and encodes 260 amino acids. Gene Ontology annotation, cellular component: CCR4-NOT complex. The transcript is spliced from 2 exons.